AUGCGGUCAGUACCACAUCAGAUGCAGAAGUUUUUCCGCAGUCUUCGCGAUCUUCGAAAGCAGGCUCUGAAACUGUGCAGUGUAGUUCCUGACCAUGUCACGUACUAUUAUGGGAAUCCAUUUGUUGAGAAAACGGAGGGAAUACUUCAUUUCUUCAAAUAUAACGAUGACGGCCUAGGAAAGGAUGUGCAGUGUCGGAUGUUAUGCAUGAUAGCUAUACCUGCGCAAAUUACACUACGGGAGAUUUUACUAUUUAUUGGUACGCUUGCGAUGCGUGCUACAGGAGGCGCUAUACAGACUAUUGAACGGAUCAAGGUUAUAAGGGAUUCUACUCCAAAUGAGUAUAUGAUCAUUCUCAAGUUCAAAACUCAUCUGUAUGACGCUAUCCUGUUGCAGAAUGAUGCAGUAGUGUUUUUCGAAGAAUACAAUGGAAUGCAGUUCAACAGUUUGGAAACAAAUCAAUGUAAACUGUUAUUUGUUGAUAGGAUAGAAUGUGCAUCAGAAGAUGAGGUGGCUGCAUUGUGCGCUAGCUCGUCGGCAUCUACCGAAGCGGGAUCUUCUAACCAUUUGACUGAGCUUCCGACAUGUGCAGUGUGUUUGGAGCGCAUGGAUGAUAGCGUUGUAUCUAUCCUAUGCAACCACACAUUCCAUGCUGGAUGUUUAGAACAAUGGACCGAUACC
Molecule: messenger RNA, 681 nt
Organism: Cylicostephanus goldi
Lineage: Eukaryota; Metazoa; Nematoda; Chromadorea; Rhabditida; Strongylidae
Source: the annotation of a GenBank genome assembly